Molecule: messenger RNA, 1714 nt
Organism: Rhagoletis zephyria (snowberry fruit fly)
Lineage: Eukaryota; Metazoa; Arthropoda; Insecta; Diptera; Tephritidae
Product: F-box/LRR-repeat protein 2-like
Biological process (GO): SCF-dependent proteasomal ubiquitin-dependent protein catabolic process
Cellular component (GO): SCF ubiquitin ligase complex
Molecular function (GO): protein binding
Source: RefSeq, a predicted model, not a curated record
UCAGCUGUUUACGUGCGGGAUGUGAAUUCUAAUUUUUAAUGCCGGCAAUAAGUUCUUAAAUUUAUAUUAGUAAAUAUUUGAAGUGAAAUUUAACAAAGAAAUGAGUGACCCAAAUAGAGAUGCAUCCUCUACUUUAAAGGAGGAUGGCACAAAUGCGAGUAUUUUGAUACUAAAUGAUGACUGCCUACUUGAAAUAUUUAAGCAACUAGAAUUGCCGGAUCAGGUGCGUUUGGCGAUGAUUUGCCCACGUUUACGAAAUGUUUUUCAAUAUUACUGCCAGAGACAUCACAAAGUACUGCAAAAAGAUGACCUCAAUGAUAUGAGCGCACGUGAGAUAAGGCGAUUUUUCGAAAUGGCAGGCAGUACGUUGGAGGAACUUAUAAAUCUACCCUACACCGAUCAGGAACGUAACGAAUAUGUGACCCAAGUACAUAAAAACUGUCCAAAUGUGCUGCGAAUUUACUUUGGAAUGACUAAAAUAAAGUCCAAGUGUUUACGUAAACUGCUUAUGAACAUGAAGCAUCUUACCAGUGUGCAUUUACAAAAGUGCUCAUUGGAUGACAAUGCAAUGCAGAGUAUAGCCCAGUUAGCCACUUUAGAAGUAUUAAAAUUAGAAGGAGAGGAAAACGUAACAGGUCGUUAUCUAAGCAAACUUAAAUGCCUAAAGGAACUAACAUUUGUGGAAUGUGGUAUACAAGAUGAUUUCUUUGUUGAAAUUUGCACCUCGCUUAAGGGCCUUAAAAAGCUUACUCUACAGUGGUGUGAAGCACUCACAGAUGUAGCUAUUUCAGCGCUGCCGGUGUAUUGUAUCAACUUGGAAAAGCUUAAUAUAUCCUGCAAUCAAACCAUUGAAUAUUAUGCUAUAGCGCAACUGCCAAAACUAAUUGACUUAGAAUUGUCUGCAGAAUUUUUUAGAACAAAAUCAUUCAAUUUAUUAUUAAACGCAUUAGCCGAAUACAAAGGUGAGCAGCUGCAGUGUUUGCGUAUUUUCUCACCCCGACUCAUUGUUGACGAAGGCAUGAGAUCUUUGUCGCUGUUUAAAAAAUUAAAGGUAUUCGGUUGCGACUGUAGCAAAUAUAUUGAUGUCACGUGUUUAAGACACAUUAGCUCAUUAAAAGACAUGGAAAUCGUUAGCCUAAGGUACUGCCGAUCCGUUACUAACGAAGCAGUAUUGGAGUUAUUGGAUGGUUGUCCAAAGUUGAAGUAUGUUAAUGUAAUGCAUUGUGAUCAGCUAACUGAGGAAUUGGUCUAUAAGACUAUUAAUUUAUUGGAAAGCAGGCAAGGAGGAAAGCAGCCCCAAUGUGAUAAAAGCCCAUUGCUGAUAAUGGUGGCAGGAACGAGAAUACGAGAUUAUAUUUUAGAGGAUACCAAAUAUUUAACUGCACUUGAUGCUGGAACAUUACGACUGAGCUUUGAGAACCCAUUUCAAUACCCGUAUCAAAAUUUAUACUAUACAUUUAAUGUGCCGGCGUUUGGUGAUCUUAAGUACUUUUACUAAAUAGGUACAGCUUAGCUACAUUGCAGAUACGUAGUUAUGUUGUUUGCAAAGUAUAUAUUAAAUUCUUUACAUUAUUCGGCGGCAUUUUAGUUUAGCAACUAUGCCAAGAAUUUAGAACUAUAUAAUUUGUUUGUUACAAAAAAGAGGUUUAUGUAAAUAUGUUUGUACAUGCUGUUUUUAGCUAUUACUUCGCGAAGGUAUUAUACAUAUACAUAC